GCUGAAGGAACAGGAAGGAACUGGAAACAAGUGCAAUAUCUCCAUGUCUUUAUUCACCAAAGCAAGGAACAGAAGAGGUAAGGAACAAAGUAAUACGGAAGGAAUGAAGUCUUGAAGUUUUGAACCACCAUUCACCACAUAUUUAGUUCAGUUACAGGUAUUUAAGGUAAGGGCAAAGUGAAUGGAAAGAAACCUGAGUCUCUUGGUAAGUAUGGUGUAGUUAUUGGUAUUUGGUACAUUUUUGAUGGCUGUUAUGCUUUAUCCUUUGCUCUUGAGAGAUUUCAAAAGCAAAAGUGUUUGGCUUCUGUGUUUCACAGUGGCUUCCACUGAAACUUGUUACUUGUUGCUCCUGCUGGGCCCAGUUGCGUGUUUAUCUGGUACUUCAUAUUCCAGUGUGACUGAAAUCAGUGUAAUUAGGCUGUGAACUUGGACAUGAAAUAUAUACCCUUAAUAAAGAAAGCACAGUAAGUGUUAGCACUGUUUCAUGUGAUAAAAGGAUGUGCUAGAUACACUCUAUAUAGUCAAACAGAAAUACUUCACAUGCCUAGUAUGCUAAAGGCAAACUGUUAAGAUAUUGGAUGGCUUUUGGGUUGCACAGCACAUGUUAAUAGUGAACAAGAUGAUGUCUUUAAGUUUAUCUCUUGUUCAGUAUUUCUCCAAAGAUGAUGCAGAAAACCAGAUGUUUCCUGAGUUGCAUAAGUCUGCCUAAAGUCUUUUACUAGCUGGUGGUGAAGAAUGUUCCUGGAACGCUCAUAAGAAUGUGUGUAGCAUUGAGGGGGGAAAAAAAAUGCUGGAUGAAAGGGAAGUUUGAAAGACUUCUGAAAAAGCAUUUGAAUGAUGUCACCAUAUUUUGUCUCCACUGAUGCAUGUCAUGCUUUAUGAUUUCUGAAUUUUCAUAAGUAAGGUGAGACUCACAUCUACAAACUUCAUGUUCUGUCUAGGGCUUGUUGCUGUGGGAGAGAAGGCACAAAAGAGAUCUGGACAUUACGUUGUGAUGAAGGAUCUUUCAGGCAAACAUCCAGUUUCUGCAUUGAUGGAGAUCUGUAACAAAAGAAGAUGGUCACCACCUGAGUUUGUGUUGGUGGAUGAUAGUGGGCCUGAUCAUCGCAAACACUUCAUCUUUAAGGUGAGAGUCAAUGGAAAUGAAUACAGGCCCACUUUUGCCAGCCUUAAUAAGAAGCAUGCUAAAGCCACAGCAGCAACUGCGGCUCUCCAAGCGAUGGGACUUGUACCAAAGGAAAGCAUGGUCAAUACCACCAUGUUUAGGAGUGCCUCACACCGCUAGAUAUUGUUUUUUAUAUUGACAUUAUUUCAGAUAAUUUUACUCUGCACAAAAAUGGUAUUUGCCCUUUCAUGUUGUAAAUACAUUGGCAAUUCCCACAUUGUAAAAACUGUACAGACACCUUCAGGUUUUUCUUUUGUACCAUCAAAAUGUAUUUAAAUCAUACUUAGUUUUUGGUAUGUUUAUAUUGUUUACAUUAGUGAUGUAAUUAUUUCUUAAAUGACUAAAUCAGACGACAGACUCUGGAGGCAUCAGUAAUCUAAACCCUUGUUUUAAAACUCAUGCGACUUCUCCUCAAUAUGGAAUGUUAACACUUUCAUACUGUUUUGUACUAUGCUGCAGUUUUCCCUGGUCUCGGUAAAGCUACUCUUGCACUUUUGCCUACAGCUGGUAAAAGACCACGCAGCUUACCUUAGUCUAGUCGAGGCUGGCGUGUACUGCUGGGCAGAUACCGGGCCAGUACUGUGACCCCUGGGAGAGAGCGAGCCGUGGUAGCAGCCCUGUUGUACAGUGCUAACGCCGCCGCUUCUCUUGGAGUUUUGUUUGGGGUUUAACUCGGUGGUGCACCACAGCUGGCCGUGCAGCUCAUACUCUAGGACGUACGCGAUGAGGCAAAAGUCUUGCUUUAAAAGGGACGGCAGAAAGUCCAGCAGUGAAACCAGCGAGACUUUGAGAUGUAAAAGUGACUCUCCCUGCAUGUUCUGAGAAGGGAGAUGAUGGAGUUGUCUAUUCCAAACAAAUUAACACACUGCCUGAUGUUGAUUGUAUGGAUUUGUGGUUAAUGUGAAUUUUAAAGUCUAACAAAUCUACAACUGGAUUGGGGGGAGGGAGGGAAUAGAAUGAUGCUUAAAUUGUUGUACCCAACUUGGUCAAUAAAGCAGCACAAGUUCAUAAUCUUAAUCAGUGGUCAGUAAGCAGUAAUUAAAACCUAUGCCAAAAGAGUGAAGAAGCGCACAGUGCAAAUGUAUCGCUUAACAAGAGUAGCAACAGCCGUUAGAGCUGCGGAAUCUGUUCUAGGCAACUUCACUUGCUUUGGACUAUUACUAAACGAACUCCUUGAGCUUGCAUUUUCUGUAAUGGUACUCUGCCCUCAAGGAGACAAUCUGAUCCAGAGUUAUGGCAGUUUGAUAAGGGAAAGGACAUAGGAAGCUUUUUAUUUUUUAAUUUUUCCUCUUAAUUUAAGAAGUGUUAGUACUUUAGCUAUGUGCACUUUGAAUUGGAAAGGGCAUUGUACACCUUUUGCCAGAUUUGUCUGUGUUUUGAGCAGACUGCCAGGAUUGCAGCAGUACUUUAUUACUGUAGUAGUUCAGGUGCUUAUUUCCGAAAAGUCUUUGAGGAUUUUUUUGUAUUACAUCAACUGACCAGAGCUUCAUCGGGAACAGGAACAAAUUACAAUUUGUAUGCAGUAGGAUUGUGCUCAGGCCUAAAGUGAAUGACCUUUGCAAUGGCAGUAGGAUCUUGGAGGUGAUGAAUUAAUAGUAGCUCUUCUUCCGCUGAGUAAAUUAUUUGUGUGUGCUCUCUCUCAGCUGUUACUGAACAAGGUAUCUUCCUUUGCCCUCAGUGGACAAGUACCAGCGUCUCAUUUUGCAUACAGCAGAGAAAUGGUACUGUGUUCUCCACCACACACCCAAGAAAUAAAGCCGUUUAUUAGUCUGUCAAAGCACUCUAGAAAUGACAAAGGUUUUUUUUCUUUUUUUUUUUGUGGACGUAGUUGUCUCUAAUUAAAGUUUUCUCCCUUUGGCUUCUCAC
This is a messenger RNA of Meleagris gallopavo (turkey), 3031 nucleotides long. Lineage: Eukaryota; Metazoa; Chordata; Aves; Galliformes; Phasianidae. The record is from RefSeq and is a predicted model, not a curated record.